This is a messenger RNA of Daktulosphaira vitifoliae (grape phylloxera), 1210 nucleotides long. Its product is annotated as paired mesoderm homeobox protein 1-like. Gene Ontology annotation, biological process: regulation of transcription by RNA polymerase II. The record is from RefSeq and is a predicted model, not a curated record. The transcript has 5 exons. Lineage: Eukaryota; Metazoa; Arthropoda; Insecta; Hemiptera; Phylloxeridae. Bases 261 to 1010 code for a protein of 249 amino acids. Gene Ontology annotation, molecular function: DNA-binding transcription factor activity, RNA polymerase II-specific; RNA polymerase II transcription regulatory region sequence-specific DNA binding.
GUGUAGUUUCUCUGACCGCGUGCCUACUCGUAGUCAUAGAGUGUAAUGCUACCGCUGUGCAAUUUUUAUAGAACACCAUGUGCCAAACGUUAAAUUUUUUAUUAUUGAUUUUUGCAGUUAUUAACAAGUAUAAUACAUAAAUGUAAUCCAAUAUGUUUAAGACUGUGUGUUUAUUAUAAAAGUUAAGUGGCCCAAACUGAAAGAAGCUUAAAAAAUACUUUCUAGUAAUUACUUCUAAAGUUUUGUGGGUAACUAAAAUCAUGCUCGGAGAACAUGGUCAGUAUAAAUCGGUUCCAACUGUAAUGGAUAAUGAUGAUUACGGAUCGGAAAAUGCAAAAAGAUUCACUGUGGACUCUAUAUUGCAAAUACGAGAUACAGUGAUCGACAGACAUCCAUACGAAGGCAAUACUGAAUCAAAUAUAGAUAGUGAUAAUCAACGGAAAGGUAAGCCAAGAAGAAACCGAACUACAUUUUCAAGUUGUCAGUUAAGAGCAUUAGAAAAAGUGUUUGAAAGAACACACUACCCAGACGCCUUUGUCCGGGAAGAAUUAGCUAGAAGAGUAUGCCUAUCAGAGGCAAGAGUUCAGGUAUGGUUUCAAAAUAGACGAGCAAAAUUUAGACGAAAUGAAAGAAGUUGUAUUGCAAGGACAAGUCCAGUAUCAAUUAUAACUGAUAGAACUUUAAAUAUUGAACAACCGCUUUUGGCUAGAUCAACUCCUACUGUUCAUUCGGAAUCAUUUACAAAUUCUAGUUUUGGUGGACUCCUGGAGUACUCAGGAUGGAAAGCAAACAGCCUAAAUCAUUGUGGUGUGUUCCAACAUUCUACUAACACGCAUAGCUAUCAUCCAACUUUCCUACCAGUAAAUGAAUCCCAUAUGAAUACUUCAAUGGCUGCUAUACCAGUUUCCAACUGUUUGAUACCAAAUCAUCAUUCAAAUUAUGUUGUAUCAUCAAAUUUAAGCAAUAUGAGAAUUCGUCCACAAGACUAUUACUUAGAUUCACACAUUUAAUUUAAAAUAAAUAUACUUAAUAUGGUAUACUGUUUUUACCUAAUUGUUAUUGUUAUGUUAAUUACUAGGGAUCAGUUGUUUUUACAUUUGUAUUUAUUUUAAUGUCACUAACAAUGGAAAUUUAAACUGUCAUUUUUAUACAAUAUAAUUAUUUUUUAAGUAUUUAAUAGUUUUAAAACAUUUAAUGAAGUAUUAUUCAA